Messenger RNA from Anopheles funestus (African malaria mosquito), 1008 nucleotides. Its product is annotated as venom allergen 5-like. Bases 81 to 899 code for a protein of 272 amino acids. The transcript has 2 exons. The record is from RefSeq and is a predicted model, not a curated record. Lineage: Eukaryota; Metazoa; Arthropoda; Insecta; Diptera; Culicidae.
UAAUUUCAUUUUCGGUAGAUCACCUUCGAGCAUUGGUGGCAUGUUUCAUUGCAUAGUGAGCUCUGUAGAGAAGUGAGAAAAUGUACAUUCUAGCCAAAGUGUUCGGUAGUUUUCUUCUGGUCCUAUUGCUUGUAUUGGGCAUCGUGCCUGGUAGUCACCAAACCACCAAAAAUGCGUACUGUGAUGCGGAUUACUGUGAACCGGGACUGCCAAAUGUAGGCUGUAAUCCACCUCCAGAAGCAGGAGGUCCAGCAUGCCGUGGAAAGCAAGCAUUUAAUGCAAACCUAACUAUGUUUGGACAAACGAUUAUUCUGCACGAGCACAAUAAGCUGCGGUCGCUGCUUGCCAGUGGACAGCUGGUACCGUUUGCUGCUGCUUCCCGUAUGCCACAACUCGUGUGGGACAUUGAACUUGCCAACCAAGCGGCACACAAUGUGCGCUCCUGCAUCUUUAACCACGACGAGUGUCGAAAUACGGAGCAAUUCCGGUUCGUGGGACAAAACAUCGCAUACUAUCGUUAUACCGGGGCACGGAAAAGCUUACAAGACAUGCUGGUGAAGGAAAUCCAUCUGUGGUGGAGUGAGCAUAACGUGACGACACAGCAACAGUUGGAUGAAUACCCUUCAGAAGCACCGGAACCGAAAGUUGGACACUUCACGCAGAUGGUUAGUGAUCGUACGUGGAAGAUCGGAUGUUCCGCUCAACAGUGGAUCGACCAUGGCGAGUACAAUGUGUUUUACUUCUUGUGUAACUACUCGUUCAGCAACAUGGAUGGCCAGUCAGUGUACGUGAAGGGUAAACCAGCCUCUAAAUGUACUACCGGAGAAAACAAUCUAUAUCCCGGGUUGUGUUCGAUACAUGAGCGCAUUUACUCUACACCGCGAGCUAUUUUAAAUUGAGCUGUUAUCACUUGUGGAAGGAAAUGACAUAGUGUAAAUUUAAUUGAUAAUUGUCAUGUAACAUUUAGCUUCAAAUAAAAUCGAUUCAAAUAUCGAUAGGCAUUUAUAA